AUGGCCAUGCAAGAUUUCAAUUUCCAGAACAACCAUGGAAGAAAAAAGAAAAAUGGAGAAGAAGAACAGCCAAAGUCCUCUCUCAGUAAUCAGUACCGAAUUGUUACACCCACAUUCCAGUAUAAUAUGGACUACAAGAAAGUUGGCAAAUGUAUUAUUAUAAACAACAAAAAUUUUGAAGACAAAACAGGAAUGGGUACACGCAACGGCACUGAUAAAGAUGCUGGAGAUCUAGCUAAGAGUUUUAGAAACUUAGGGUUUGAGGUUUACACAUACAAUGACCGAAGCCGUGAUGAUAUGGAAAAAUUACUGAAGCAAGCUGCUGAGGAGAAUCACAGUGAUGCCGCUUGUUUUGCCUGUAUCCUUCUAAGCCAUGGGGAAGAAGGCCUCAUCUAUGGCACUGAUGGACCCAUGGCCAUCAAGAGUCUGACUGCGCUAUUCAGAGGAGACAAGUGUAAAAGCCUUGUAGGCAAACCCAAAUUAUUUUUCAUUCAGGCAUGCAGAGGCUCUGAAUUCGAUGAAGGUAUACAAACUGACUCUGGACCUGCAAAUGACACUCUGGAAACAGAUGCCAAUCCGAGAUACAAAAUCCCAGUAGAAGCAGAUUUUCUGUUUGCAUAUUCCACAGUGCCAGGUUAUUACUCCUGGAGGAAUCCUGGAAGAGGCUCCUGGUUUGUGCAGUCUCUGUGCUCUGUGCUAAAUGAGCAUGGAAAACAACUUGAGAUCAUGCAGAUCCUCACACGGGUCAACUAUGUGGUUGCCACAAAUUUUGAAUCACAGUCUGAUGAUCCACGCUUCAGUGAGAAGAAGCAGAUUCCCUGCGUGGUCUCUAUGCUCACUAAGGAACUUUACUUCUGAAAGUGUAUUUUAAUGCAGCCAGUGAUGAAAGAUCAGGAUAUGGUUUUGGAUGAAGAUUUGAUUAUAAACUGGAGUAACACAUUUUUAAUAACAGGAAUGUAAUUACACUAGAUUUUUAUAU
Molecule: messenger RNA, 979 nt
Organism: Cariama cristata (Red-legged seriema)
Lineage: Eukaryota; Metazoa; Chordata; Aves; Cariamiformes; Cariamidae
Gene: CASP7
Product: caspase 7, apoptosis-related cysteine peptidase
Exons: 6
Coding region: 1-858 (285 amino acids)
Biological process (GO): proteolysis; apoptotic process
Cellular component (GO): cytoplasm
Source: RefSeq, a predicted model, not a curated record